Molecule: messenger RNA, 2028 nt
Organism: Xylona heveae TC161
Lineage: Eukaryota; Fungi; Ascomycota; Xylonomycetes; Xylonales; Xylonaceae
Exons: 2
Coding region: 430-2028 (532 amino acids)
Source: RefSeq, a predicted model, not a curated record
CUAAUCGUUCCAAAUCUUAUACAUAUAUGAGCAUAAUGCAAGAUAUUCUCACGGAGGACAGGACAGCAGGGGGCGGGCUUUUGCAUGUCCCUUCCGCCCAAUCGCCAGCUGGACCACUGAGAUGCUUUGUCACGCCCCCCGAGAACCCGGAAAAUUAUAUACCCCCUGAGCAGGGCACAGAUUUCAGGGUCCCCUCAAAUUACAUCUGCCGUAUACUUGACUGUGUCGGCGACGGCGGCAAAAAAGUUGCAAAAGACUGAUCACAUCUACUACAAGCAAGAAAUGCAUUAGUGGUGGUGUUUGGCCGGUAAAUGUGUUACGGAUAUAUAUACUCAGACGUCUUAACAGCGCGUAUGUGACACGCAUCCAUAUAUUUAGAAAUCUAAACAGCACGAAGCGGCCCCAUUCGGGAUCCAACGAUUCGCAAUUAUGGAGGAGGUCAAAGUCGAGGCCAAACGACAUUUGCUGCGUGGUACAGUCACUCUUGAAGAGGCAUUUACUAGAGAAGACGACAUGAGAGCGGCCCUGCAAUACCCUAAGAAACUUGGGGGAUUCUAUGUCCAGAUGAUAGAGCGACGCGACGAGAUUCAAAGGCUGGUAGCUUCGCAUUGCGGGUUAAAAAGCGCGGAAUUGGGAAGGAUAACUGUGAGAGAAGAUCGCGCUGCUGACGGUACCCCCGUAUGGCGACAUGGCAGUUUCAAUGUUUGCGUCCGAGUGUCUUUUGUCGAUGAGCAAACCCGCCGGGACAUGGCUUUCCGAGUACCCUUACCGUUCAAGAUUGGCGAAUAUUUUGAGCCAGGCAAUGCUGAAGAAAAAGUACGCUCGGAGGCCGCGACCUAUAUAUGGAUCAAGGAAAACUGUCCAGAUGUUCCUAUUCCGACGCUCCGAGGCUUCGGCGUGCCUGGAGGCCUUAGUUUCUUCCAUCCUCAUUCUCUUCCUCUCUGGCCUCGAUUGCGAGCCUCUGUCUGGCGCUUCUUUUGCCGGUUGCGCGGAAUUUCGGGCUUUUGUGAAUACAUUCCAAAGCGCAGGACGACUUUUACGGAUCACGGAUAUCUCAUUACAGAUUGGAUUGAGGGCGACGAUGUACGGAUGCUCUCGGACACUUUUUUUGAACCCCACACCCCAGAACAGACCCGAAAUCUCUACCGCGACAUGUCUCGUGUCAUGCUGUCACUGAGCAAAAUUCCUCAACCUCGAAUCGGUUCAUGGACCCUGAAUGACCAAGGCCAAAUCAGCUUGUCCAGUCGCCCGGGCCUGUUGCACUUGUACGAGAUGGAUAAUCUUGCCAUUCCGACCAAUAUCGAACGAAGCACAACCUACUCGAAUGCGGAUAGCUUCUAUCUGGACUUGCUAUCAGGCCAUGACAACCGCCUUUUAUAUCAGCCAAAUGCAAUCUUUGACGAAGAGGAUGCCCAGGGCCAGGCGACCGAUCUGCUCCUGAUGAGAGCUUUCCUCCAUCAGUUCACCGAUCGUGCUCAACGUCAUGGCCCCUUUGUAAUGCAGUUGACAGAUUUGCAUGCCAGCAAUAUUUUUGUUGACGAACAGUGGAAUAUCAAGUUUAUCAUUGACCUGGAAUGGGCAUGCUCUCUUCCUGUUUCUUUUCUGCUUCCACCUGCUUGGCUCACCGGCGAAUUUCCAAGCGAUCUCCACGGCCCAGAGUUUGAGGCAUUCGAAACUGCUUACACUGAAUUUGUCCAUAUAUUCCGAGAGGAGGAGAAGGCCAGCACUCGGUCAAACUACAAUGGCUUGGUUUAUUCGCGCGCAAGCGUGAUGGAAGGUGCUCUCAAAACUGGUCAAUAUUCUUACCAUCGUGCAUUACGAACACCAUCUGGAUUAUUUAACAUUGUUCGAUUCCAGAUGAAGCCCUUCUUUGAUAAAGUUCCAUCAGAUCAACUUCGCUCUUCUGUUUCGACGUUCUGGAGGCCCAGAAUGAAUCAUUGGGUUGCAGAAAAAUUGGAAGAUCUGAAAAACUAUAGACAACAAGUUUCUGAGAUUUUUCAUUCAAACUUGAGUUUCAUUCAAACUUGA